AUGGCUUAUUCGCACCAAAAUGAUUCCUUCUUCAUUGAGUCGGACGAGCCAAACUAUUCGCGGAUUAAUGCCCGCUGCGCCGCCAAGAUGAUAGCCCGCCAACGGCAGGACAUCAUUGCCAGUGAACUCUCCAGACUCGCUGGUGAAGAAUACCUUGAGGAUAUCCUGCAACACAUGGCCAACAUGGAGGAGGAGACCCUUGCCGAUGCUAACCUGAUCGACUUGCAGCGUGAGGUUCAAUGGUUUAUGAGACCGUAUCUCAUCGACUUCAUCAUCGAGGCCCAUGCCGCCUUCAGCCUGCUACCCGAGACUCUCUUUCUCACCGUCAACCUGCUGGACCGGUACUGCUCUAGGCGAGUCGUUUACAAGCACCACUACCAGCUGGUUGGCUGUGCCGCCCUCCUCAUUGCCGCCAAGUAUGGUGACAAGAAGGACCGCGUUCCCCAGAUUGCCGAGCUCAACAACAUGUGCUGUGGACUCUACGACUCGGGCAUGUUCACCCAGAUGGAGAUGCACGUUCUCAACACCCUCGAGUGGGCCAUUGGCCACCCUACCGUCGACUUCUUCACUCAGCUUAUGGCUGCUGAGGAACGGGAUGACACUGAGGUGGAGCACAUGGCCGCCUACCUUUGCGAGAUCGCCUUGUACCACCGCGACUUCGUCUCGACGAAGCCCUCGAUGAUGGCCCGUGCCUCCCUAGCCCUCUCUCGCGCCAUCCUUGGCCGACCCGAAGUUAGCGACGGUGAAUGGGCACAUACAGAGAACGUCACCCUCUUGACCCUUUCACAGCAUCUCAGCCAACCUUCGCCCACAUUGGCACGCAAGUAUGCCACACCAGAACUGUCUCGCGUCUCGCAGCAGCUUGCCGACUUUAUGGCCGAGCAGGCUGCUCUGGCCCGCCGCGCUGCCGAUCCUCCUUCGCCUCCCGUGGAGAUUACUGCCAAGCCUUCAAACAUUUACAGCACUCCUCAAAAGGGCCACGGCGCCGCCCCGUGCUACCAGGGCUACCUCACCCCUCCCAUCACCCCCGAAGGUGUCAGCUUUGGCCACGGCGGGCAGGCACAAAAACAAGUCUACACUUCGUUGCCUCCGAGAUGUCCCGUUACGCCCACACCGCAUCACAACCAAGGGGCAAUGUACCCGGCACAAACGCAACAAGGAUAUGCGGGUCAACAUCGCAUACAAUAUUGA
Molecule: messenger RNA, 1191 nt
Organism: Cordyceps fumosorosea ARSEF 2679
Lineage: Eukaryota; Fungi; Ascomycota; Sordariomycetes; Hypocreales; Cordycipitaceae
Product: Cyclin-like protein
Exons: 2
Coding region: 1-1191 (396 amino acids)
Biological process (GO): mitotic cell cycle phase transition; regulation of cyclin-dependent protein serine/threonine kinase activity
Cellular component (GO): cyclin-dependent protein kinase holoenzyme complex; cytoplasm; centrosome
Molecular function (GO): cyclin-dependent protein serine/threonine kinase regulator activity
Source: RefSeq, a predicted model, not a curated record